UGGGACAAGAAGGGAUGUCAUCAGGAGGGUUAGGCUCCAUACAUCCACCUUCCCCGGGGAAAGCCUCCCCAGUACCCUCCCUAGAGAGAGAGAAAGAGAGAGAGAGAGAGAGAGAGAGAGAGAGAGAGAGAGGAGAGAGAGAGAGAGAGAGAGAGAGAGAGAGAGAGAAGAGAGAGAGAGAGAGAGAGAGAGAGAGAGAGAGAGAGAGAGAGAGAGAGAGAGAGAGAGAGAGAGAGAGAGAGAGAGAGAGAGAGAGAGAGAGAGAGAGAGAGAGAGAGAGAGAGAGAGAGAGAGAGAGAGAGAGAGAGAGAGAGAGAGAGAGAGAGAGAGAGAGAGAGAGAGAGAGAGAGAGAGAGAGAGAGAGAGAGAGAGAGAGAGAGAGAGAGAGAGGAUCGAUAAGGUCAUCCCAGUGCCACGACACACCCCCCCGCUGGGAUAGCGUGUACACCAGGAAUUGAACCCCAGAUGGCUCUGAUGCC
Molecule: messenger RNA, 479 nt
Organism: Closterium sp. NIES-67
Lineage: Eukaryota; Viridiplantae; Streptophyta; Zygnematophyceae; Desmidiales; Closteriaceae
Source: the annotation of a GenBank genome assembly